AUGUGGGACACCUGGAGAAGCCAGUCGAAGUGGACAGAGAAGAAGCUCAAAGAGUCUACAGCUGACUGGCAGAUCAUCGCGACACACUUCCAGUGUGGGCACCAGGCGCAGUGGUAUAAGAAGCUGCAUCACGAGCUCGGCUUAGACCUCCUAGUGACAGGCCACACACAUGUACAGAACAUCUUCGACAAGUGGUCCGUCCUAGGUGGGUUGACCUGCUUCAUUACGGGCGGUGGCGGUGGCAUCACAUCGGAGGUCUCGCCCGCAAAUGAGCGCUCGACGGCCUAUGGCUUCUUUGACCUUAUCUUCACGAAGGAUGAGAUUAAGCUUGAGUCCAUCAACUUCCGAGGCAACAAGGUCGGCAGCGCCACCGUGACGCCCGUCGCUAGGAACGUGACGGAUGCGUAG
Molecule: messenger RNA, 408 nt
Organism: Symbiodinium necroappetens
Lineage: Eukaryota; Dinophyceae; Suessiales; Symbiodiniaceae
Source: the annotation of a GenBank genome assembly